GUUAUAAUCUACAUUAAGCUUCAGUUAUGAGAAUCCCAUUGUUUAACAAACUUCUGCUAUUUUCGUCAGGCCAUAAACCGCCACGAAAUUGGCUACUGUUGUGUCUAGUUAGUGUCUGUAUGCUUAUCGCAUUAUUCGGUUCGUCGUCUUAUGGCGGUUUGGACUAUAGUGUUAAUAGUAAUGCAGAACCAAGAGUGUAUACUAAGUAUAGAAGAUUAAAAGAGCAAGUAGAAAGUGAUUAUACAGAGUUAAAGAGUUCUAAGAAUGGUGUAAAGGGGAUUAAGUUAUGUGGGAAAGAAUUAGAGCAUUAUGUACCUUGUUAUAAUGUGUCUGCAAAUUUGUUAUUUGGGUUUAAAGACGGUGAAGAGUUUGAUCGACAUUGUGAAGUAUCGAUGAUGGAUGAGUUGUAUUGUUUGGUUCGUCCUCCACGGGACUAUAAGACUCCAUUGAGUUGGCCUGUUGGUAGAGAUGUGAUUUGGAAUGGUAAUGUUAAGAUUAGUAAAGAUCAGUUUCUUUCUUCUGGAAGUAUGACGAAAAGGUUAAUGCUGCUUGAAGAGAACCAGAUUUCUUUCAAUUCGGAUGAUGGGUUGAUUUUUGAUGGUGUUAAAGAUCAUUCGCGACAAGUUGCAGAGAUGAUUGGAUUAGGGAGUGAUGCAGAAUUUUGGCAAGCUGGUGUGAGAACAGUGCUUGAUAUUGGUUGUGGUUUUGGCAGUUUUGGUGCUCAUUUGUUAUCACUGAAAGUAAUGGCUCUCUGUAUGGCUGCUUAUGAGUUAACUGGUAGCCAAGUUCAGUUGUCUCUUGAAAGAGGCCUUCCAGCAAUUAUUGGCAAUUUCAUUACAAGAAAACUUCCGUUUCCAGCGUUGUCAUAUGACAUGAUUCACUGUGCACAGUGCGGUGUUCUAUGGGACAAAAAAGAUGGAAUGUUUCUUAUUGAAGCUAACCGGAUACUAAAGCCCGGAGGCUACUUUGUAUUACAUGGAACUUCCUUAAGUACCAAUAAAGGAAGCAUGCCUAGCCCUAUUGAAGAAUUCACUCGGAAGAUCUGUUGGACAUUGAUGGCUCAGCAAGAAGAAACUUUCAUCUGGCAGAAGACUACGGAUGCUCAAUGCUACUCUUCUAGCACACAGGGUGCCAUUCCUCUUUGUAAAGAUGAACAUGAGGAUAUUCAAUCGUAUUAUCAGCCACUUGCAUCUUGUUUAGUGGGAACAGCCAGCAAACGCUGGUUUCCCAUUCAGAACAGAUCUUCUGAUUACAGAAUAAGCCCUGCUGAUUUGGAAAUUCAUGGCAUUCAACAGCAUGAGUUCUAUGAAGACUUUGAAUCUUCAAGAUCAGCUUUAAGAAAUUAUUGGUCUUUGCUUACACCUUUGAUUUUUUCCGAUCAUCCUAAAAGGCCUGGUGAUGAAGAUCCAUCACCUCCUUAUAAUAUGAUUAGGAACGUGAUGGAUAUGAAUGCACGUUACGGGGGUAUGAACUCUGCAUUUCUGGAAGCAGGAAAAGCAGCAUGGGUGAUGAAUGUCGUGCCAGUUGAGGCUCGUAAUACACUUCCUCUGAUACUUGAUCAAGGUUUUGCGGGCGUGCUACAUGACUGGCGUGAACCCUUUCCUACUUACCCAAGGACAUAUGACAUGCUUCACGCAAAUGGCCUCCUAUCGCACCUUAUAUCUGAGGAAUGCAGCAUUACAAACUUACUUCUGGAAAUGGACCGUAUUCUACGCCCUGAGGGAUGGGUUGUUCUUUUGGAUAAAUUAGGUCCCAUAGAAGAUACACGUAUGCUUGCUACACAAAUACGAUGGGAAGCAAGGGUAGUUGAUCUUGAGAAUGACAGUGACCAAAGGUUACUAGUUUGCCAAAAGCCAUUUGUAAGAAAAUGAUCACUUUCAACUACCUAAGGCUUGAUUAAUCUUCACCGUGAACCGUUCUUCUGUAUAGAACUCUGGUAAUUAGUCAACAUAAUUCACACAAUAAUGUCCGCGCUCUCACUAUAUACAUCAAUGGCGAUGCCAGAUUUCCAAGGAUGUUCUAUACACCCAAAUUGGGUUUCUUGAGAUUGAGAAUCAAAAGGAAGUGUUAAAGCUGUAAAUUACACAAGAGUUUUUGUUGCCACAUAUCCUUAGUUCUUUUUCUUAUUCAUGUUCUUUUGUCUUUGCAAAGGAAUUGCAGCAAUUCUUUCAAACUCAUUUGCUUGUUUCUUUAUUAAAUUUUGGUAAUUGGAAA
Molecule: messenger RNA, 2214 nt
Organism: Erigeron canadensis
Lineage: Eukaryota; Viridiplantae; Streptophyta; Magnoliopsida; Asterales; Asteraceae
Product: probable methyltransferase PMT5
Exons: 8
Coding region: 27-1871 (614 amino acids)
Cellular component (GO): cytoplasm
Molecular function (GO): methyltransferase activity
Source: RefSeq, a predicted model, not a curated record